CUGGAGAUCCGGCGACCCAUUCAGGCUAUUUUUACUACCCUCUUACACCAGGAAAGCCAUGACAUGACUCUACCUAGGCCCAUGCAAGCCGCCUUCUUGCUUGAGUCACGUAAUCAGCCAUUCGUUUUUUGUCAGUCCUUCUUCUCGUCUCUCGCCUUCUCCGGCACCUUCUCGCGCAUGCAUGUAUGCUCCAUAAUGCGGGCCAUGGCUGUAGGACUGAUGCUACGUGCCCAUUGCCCCAGGGAGGGCUGCUGAUCCCGAUGCUGCUAGAAGCACGACCGCCGAACUGUCAUUAUGCCCCGCUUAGCUGAAGCUGAUAAACAGGGCGCAAUGUGUAAGCAGCUUGGCCGUAAGGAGCUCCGCACUAGAGUAAUAGCUGAAGCAACGUCUUUCUUUGAACGAACAUGGAGCCAAAUGAACGACAUGGCCGUGGGAAGCAAGAGGAGGCAGCGGAGCAAUAUGGGUUCCAAGAUCAGGGCGUCGCUUCGUUCAACCAAUGGUAUGCCAUGCCGGGGGUUGAGCAAAAUCAAAAUCCGCCCUCUUGGGACUAUGGCGGCACGAUGACCUGGUGGGCAUCAUCUGGGACACAACAAGCUUUCCCUUCCUACGGGACAUUACAAACUCCAUCCGGCGCCGGUUGGCCAGAACCGCAAUUUCUCCAAGGAAAUUUUGGGCUCCAGAACGGCCCGUAUGGCGGAUACAUACCAACGCCCUUGCCAGACGCCCAAGAACCGAACGCUACGCCAGUGCCUCCAGACCAUGGCUUCAAUUACAUCUUCAGCACUCCUCCCUUAGGACAGUCGCCUGCCGCCACUGAGGAAUAUGAACAAGCGAGUCCAGAGACACAAAGAGGACGACAGCGCAUCCCUCCCCAAGCCAAGGCAGUGCUCCAAAAAUGGUUCGAUGACCACCGAGAAGACCCUUAUGUGGACAAGGAGGAAGUUUUAAAUCUCUCAAAGGCCACCGGAUUGACAGGACGACAGGUUCGCACGUUCUUUGCAAACGCCAGAGCGAGGAAGCUUUCGAUGUACCAUAGCACGCCUUCCCGAGACUCGGCAACGUCGGGAGGCGAAGAGGGCAGUCCAAGCAAAAAGGAAAAAGCAAACGUUCGGAGAGGGAAGCAGCCCGUACCUGUAACCAUUCAGACUCUUUCCGCAAUGUCCACUCAGGCUCCAUCGCCGGUAGAACAGGAUCCCAUGGAGCGGUACCUGUCGAGCUCUCCAGAGGAAGAAGGGUUCUCGGAGGACAUACUGCUGCAGCACCCGGCGGCCUCGAUAUCUCCUUCUCACACGUCCUCGCACAAACUCUCCCGCCACGUGCAUGCAGAGGAGCAGCACUCCGAGGCCGCAUUCAGCAGCCACUCGGGCUCGAACUCGUCGCACGCAAGCCUCGACUCGGCCGCCAACUACGCCCCCCGCCGCGGCCGCAAACGCCACCGCGUCUUCUCCUUCCAUGGCGGCGGGCCCAGCACCGGCGGCGCGAGCAGCAGUGGCAGUAGCAGCAACAUCAGCGUCGCCCGCCCGCGCGCAGACCCCCAUCGCAUCUACCAGUGCACGUUCUGCGUGCGCGACUUUGCGCAGAAGUACGACUGGCGGCGCCACGAAGAAUCGGUGCAUCUCCCGCAGAAAGAAUGGGUGUGCAUGCCCGACGGGCCCGCGACGCGCAGCCCCUGCCCCUCUUCCACCACCACCACCACCACCACCAGCGCCGUCACCAACGACGUCCACUGCGUCUUCUGCAACGCCCCCAACCCCUCCGCCGCGCACCUCGCCACCCACAACGUCGCGCCCUGCCUCGCCGCCCCGCUCUCCGCCCGCACCUUCACGCGCAAAGACAAGCUAAUACAGCACCUCGGCCAAGUGCACCGGCACGCACCCGCCGCAGCCGCAAACGUCGGCGCCUGGUGCCGCCGCGUCGAGCGCGGCGCGCCGCUCGUGCUGGCCUGCGGCUUCUGCGGCUUGGCGCCCUUGCGCGAUUGGCCGGCUCGCGUCGAGCAUGUCGCGGCGCAUUUUGCUGAGGGCUUGGAUAUGGCGCUGUGGGUUGGGGGGCCGGGGGGCGUGGCAUUUAAGGCGGGUGUGGCGACGGAGUCCCGAGUGCCAGUGCUGGGCCCGCCGCCCCUGCUGCAAUAUCGUUGCGCGCUCUGUUCGGCGGUUUUUGCGACGGGGGCUGAUGCCGUCUUUCAUGAGCGGCUGGCGCAUCGCGUGUGGCGGGCGAGGCCACAGGCGGGUGAAGGCGCGGCGCGGGAGGCGUUGCCUGCGUCUGGGAUGGUGCUGGGGCGGGGAGGGGGUGGGAGAUGAGCGAUAGAGGAAAGUUGGAGACUGAGGUUGUUUGUUGGGGUGUAUAUAGGUAUUUUGUGGAAAGGGAAAAGGAAAGGGAGAUUGUUGAUGAUGAUGCACAGACGUACAUAGAGAUGUAGAAGACUCGAAUAAAGAAAAGAUAGAACGCGUGUAUGUAGUCCAUGUUCAAGCCUAGAUAGCUUUCAGUACAUUUUCGAGUAUCG
Aplosporella prunicola CBS 121167 is the source of this 2500-nucleotide messenger RNA. RefSeq lists its product as uncharacterized. NCBI's taxonomy places the organism in Eukaryota, Fungi, Ascomycota, Dothideomycetes, Botryosphaeriales, Aplosporellaceae. The transcript has 3 exons. Gene Ontology annotation, biological process: regulation of transcription by RNA polymerase II. Bases 405 to 2297 code for a protein of 630 amino acids. Gene Ontology annotation, cellular component: chromosome. Gene Ontology annotation, molecular function: chromatin insulator sequence binding. The record is from RefSeq and is a predicted model, not a curated record.